Camponotus floridanus (Florida carpenter ant) is the source of this 1560-nucleotide messenger RNA. RefSeq names its product dysbindin protein homolog (gene Dysb). Gene Ontology annotation, cellular component: cytoplasm. The record is from RefSeq and is a predicted model, not a curated record. The transcript has 6 exons. Lineage: Eukaryota; Metazoa; Arthropoda; Insecta; Hymenoptera; Formicidae. Bases 405 to 1136 code for a protein of 243 amino acids. Gene Ontology annotation, biological process: negative regulation of protein kinase activity.
GUUCCCUCGCGAUACCUCGGCGAGUCGCGAAAGCGCAAAAAAAGCGCUCUAUUUCCUCGGCAUCGACUUUGAUCGGAUCUUAAUUACCUCAGGGAGGUCUCCGUUUCUACAGCUUGAGGAAAAGAUCAAAGAGAAUUGGAAACGAUCGGACGAAACUUCGUCGAGAGAUGAAAGAAAGGUCUCCAGGUCGCGAGAUUUAUUUUGGAAGGAAAAAAAACUUCGCGGGAAGCAAGAACAGGAAGAACGCUUCGUUGGGACGAAUGGCGGAUCUCUCGUUAAGUACGAAAGAGUUCGCCGACGAGGUGACCGAGUAUUCCGAAUGUGUCAGCGCAGUAUCGUAGGCAUUAAAGAUAGAUAUAUCUGAGAGAGAGGUGUUCAUAACGAAUGUUUGUCACAAACAAAAUAUGUUUGGAUCAUUACGUAGCAAGUUUCAGACAGUGCAAGAAGGUAUAUCUGCUAGUAUACGAGGCCUGUCAACUGCUGAACAUCCAAAGAGCAAAAAGUUUGUCAAUGUACGAAAUGUAAAUUACAAUGCAGGUGCAGAUUUAUUGCACCACUUCCAAUUACAAUGGAAUGAACUUCAUGAGCUUGCAGAGGAAAAUGCAGGAAAGGCUCAAGAAGCUGAUACACUGAUAUCCUCUAUUUACGACAAGUUUGAACAUGAAUGGAACAGUAUUGCGUGUUUAAACAGUACUUUAGCUUAUAUUCCAAAGAUUAAUAAUGCAAUUCAAGAUCUUAUGGACCAAAUAGGAAAUUUACAGGAAAUGUUUGAAGAAGUAGAAGGAGCUUUGUAUCGAUUGGAAGAUCUGAACGAAAUGUUAGAUUUGCAAAGUAGACAACUGGAUCAUAGAUUUCAGUUAGCUUUAUACAAAGAAAAAAAGUUGAUAGAGUUAAAUGAUUUUAAAGCAAAACUUGGUAAAGAACAUAUUCAGAGAGUCUCUCAACAUGAAUUAAAGCAACAACAAAAAUUGAAAGAACGACGGGAGACCUUUGAAGAAGCUUUCAAAGAAGAUCUUGAAGAAUACAAAGCAACUGGAACUAUAUCAAAACUGCCAGUUUCUUCACAAGGCCCAUCUUUGGACGAAAUAGUGUUAGACAUCGAUUCGAAGAUAUUUGAUGAAUUUUUAGAAAAUUAAUAGUAGAAGAAAUAUCAUGAGUUUGUGCAUUAUUACAAAAUUAUGAUCUUCAUUUCAAGAUGAAAUUAUAUAUGAUGAAAUAUAAUUUUCAAUUACAUUUCUUAAUAAUUAGAUAUUAAGGCUGUGACUGGGACAAUUCAAGCUUUCUAAUAUAAAGACUUGUAAAAAUGAUGAAAAAAUUGUCAGAUGAACUCUUCCAGAAUCUUGUGUGUCUGUCAAUGUAUGUAUAUACGAUGCCUACACUGGUUUUUAAAUUGAUUAGAAUUUUGUAUAAUCUUUUUAUAGAUAGAUUUUAUCACUGUAUUAUAUAUAUUGUUCAAUGCUUUGAUUAAAGAGAAUUUUUAGAGAUCCUGAUAAAACUCAUGUAUAGAUACGAGAAAACAAAUUUUGUUAAAUAUCCUUAUAUAUUGUAUCGUGCAAUAAA